Messenger RNA from Saccoglossus kowalevskii, 1956 nucleotides. RefSeq lists its product as uncharacterized. Gene Ontology annotation, cellular component: lysosome. Lineage: Eukaryota; Metazoa; Hemichordata; Enteropneusta; Harrimaniidae. The record is from RefSeq and is a predicted model, not a curated record. Gene Ontology annotation, biological process: sphingolipid metabolic process.
CAGUAUAUGUCCAGGUAUUGGGUCAUGUGUUGACGACGCCAUGUUGUAUAAACCGUACUAUUACCCCGAAAUUCCGGAAGAAGGGCGUCAUAAGAAGAACACGUUUUAUAAGAACAUAAAGGAAGAUAUCAGGGAAUCCGAGAGACUGGUUAAAGAUAUCGGAGAACCCGAAAGACUGAUUGAGAAUAUCCAGAAACAAAUCAAGCCUUCGAAGAUACCAGUAGACGAGCUCAAUAAAGAAGCUAUGGGAGAUGUUCCAUGCACUAUCUGUCAAUGGGCGGUAACUGAAAUCGACAAUUGGAUAAAGGAAAGCAAGACUGAGGAUGAAAUAAAGGCAGAACUUACCAGAGCAUGCCAGUUAUUACCAGCCGGAACCAAAGACCAGUGGUCACGUUUGUAGAACAGUAUGCUAGUAUUAUCAUCGAAAUGCUGGUGAACGAAGGUUUGGAACCAAACCAAGUUUGUGACAAGUUAGGGUUGUGUAAAACCAGGAAUUAUGCAGAAGAAGUUACCGCGACUGAAGACCAAUGUUACGUUCCCAACAUUCAAACAGAAAAGACUUCGACCUUGAGAGCUAUAUGGGCAUAUGGUACAAACUGUCAUCAUACGACCUCAGUAUUGAACCAGCGAAGCCAGACAUCGAAAGAAUGCUACUGACACUUCAAGAUGAUGGUACCGUUCUUAUAGAAGAUCCUGGACUCAGAGAGGAGAAUGGUCAAUGUUCACAAUUGCCAUUUAUUGGAAGAGCUCGACCAUUGGAGAACAACAACGCUGUUUGGCAAGUGAAGUUACCGGAUGAACCAUCUCGCAUCAUUCGAGUGGUGAGCACCAAUUAUAUUGACUUUUCCAUCGUCCACACGUGUGCACAUGUAACCCCCGGAAACGUCUGCCCAGAAGACCAAAUAGUGAUCGACUAUUACAGCAGAAGUUCAACAGAACUGGCUUCUGACAGAAUUUCUUACGAAACCAUGCAGUACAUAUUAUCCGAUGCGUGUUUUGACCCAUACUUCGAUGGCAUGGAGUACAGAAAUAUAUUGAAAGAGCCUUGCUCCGAGAAUACAUGGAGACCUGUAGUUAACGAGGUUGAUUUUCCACCCGUGGCCAAUACAGGACCAAAACGUGUUGUUGCAAUAUCAAGAAGUUACGUUCUCCUGGAUGGAUCACAGAGUAGUGACGAUAACGAGAUUGUUUCUUAUGAAUGGGCUAAAGACGUGGGUGGCUCAGCUGAUAUGGAGGGAAUAAGAACGAACAAACUUCGUGUAUACAAUCUGGAAAAGGACGUGUAUGUAUUUACGCUGACCGUAACUGACAACGCUGGACAAGUUGAUAGGUCACAAGUAACUGUUUCUGUUGAGUCAGAAUCAAAACGAAAAUCUCCAAAAGAUAAAUCAUUAUACAAAUUGGACAGACCAAAGAUCGAUGACAAGACCCCAGUAAAGACUGAAAAGUGUGACAUGUGUAAGAUGGCUGUACAGGAGCUUGAUACUCUAUUAGAGAGCAAUAAGGAUGCAAUUAAGAACUUUGUUGAAUCCAUGUGUGAUCGUAUUCCAGACCCGCACGGUUCACAGUGUCACCAGGAAGUAGAGGAAAACUUUGACAUGAUUAUUGAGAUGCUUGAAUCAACCAUACUCAAACCAGACACUCUGUGUACUAGUAUUGGUUUUUGCCAGACAACCACUGUCGAAGAUAUCAUGAACGAAUAUGCUGUGUAUUAAUGUUGACAUUAAUGUACUGCCCUCAACCCGAAUUACAUGUUUAAGACUCGUUCCUUGUUUCGGGGUUUUUGUACAACAACAUUCACCCAUUGAGAACGAUUGUAACGCAAAGUCCCAUAAGCCAGGUACGAGCCCAUUUUAAGCUUUGUUAAAAUGUGAUUAAUAAUGUCAACAUACAAUAACUUUGUUCUCGCAUAAGUGUAAUAUUUGAAGUGCAAUAAACGAACAUAAAAUAGCAACA